This is a messenger RNA of Haliotis rufescens (red abalone), 6852 nucleotides long. RefSeq names its product N-acetylglucosamine-6-phosphate deacetylase-like. NCBI's taxonomy places the organism in Eukaryota, Metazoa, Mollusca, Gastropoda, Lepetellida, Haliotidae. The transcript is spliced from 10 exons. Gene Ontology annotation, biological process: N-acetylglucosamine catabolic process. Bases 122 to 1372 code for a protein of 416 amino acids. Gene Ontology annotation, molecular function: N-acetylglucosamine-6-phosphate deacetylase activity. The record is from RefSeq and is a predicted model, not a curated record.
AAACAAACAUGGCUGCGCCCAUAAGCUAUUUGUAAACGGGGCAUGUCCUCAUUCUUGAGGUCACAAGACCACAAUCAGCUGUUCCUGAAGACAAUUGAAACUAGCGUCAGAAUUGAGAAGUAUGCCCUCCAAGUCUUCCCAUGGGUUGCUGUAUCAGUACAGGAACUGCAGACUUCUGAGGAACCACACCAUUUACAAGGAUGAUUUGUGGGUCCGAGAUGGGAAGAUUGUGAACCCGGAGAUUCUCUUCUUUGAGGAAAAAUCCUAUGCUGACGUUCAGAUUGACUGUAAUGGGGCUAUCAUCUGUGCAGGGUUCAUCGAGACACAAAUCAAUGGUGCAUUUGGUGUUGACUUCUCUCAAGUCCCUGGUGAAGGAACCAUAGAAGAAGGUGUACUCAAAGUAGCCAAAGGCCUUCUGGCUCACGGAGUGACUUCAUUUUGCCCCACAGUGAUUACCUCCCCUCCAAGUACAUACCACAAGAUUCUACCCCACAUCAAGAAGUGCCCUGGCAGCAAAGCAGGAGCUGGGGUUUUAGGUUCCCAUGUGGAGGGGCCGUUCAUCAGUCAAGAGAAGAAAGGAGCUCACCCUUCUGAACAUAUCCGCAACUUUGACGACGGAUUCAAAGAUGUCGUGGAAACAUAUGGCUCAAUUAGUGAUGUUGCCAUAGUUACAUUGGCGCCAGAGCUGAACAAUUCUAAAACAGUGAUAGAGGAGUUCAUCAAAAGAGGUGUUGUAGUCAGCCUAGGUCACUCACAGGGCAAUCUGGUGCAGGGCGAGGAAGCUGUGAGGCAGGGAGCUGGUUACAUCACCCAUCUUUUCAAUGCCAUGCUGCCGUUCCACCACCGUGACCCUCACCUUGUGGGUCUCCUUGCCAGCGAGAGGCUACCCAAGGAGAGGACGAUAUAUUACGGCCUCAUCUCUGACGGCAUCCAUACUCAUCCUGCGGCGCUCCGUAUAGCGCACAGAGUACAUCCUCAAGGGUUAGUGCUGGUGACUGAUGCAAUCCAGGCGAUGGGUCUUCCGGAGGGCUUCUACGUCUUCGGGGAGCAGGAGAUUGAAAUCAAGGGAAAGAGAGCAGUGUUGGCUGGGACUGAUACACUGUGUGGAAGUAUUUCCACCCUGGAUAACUGUGUGAGACACUUCGCCAAAUCUACAAAUUGUGGCCAGGUCCUGGCUCUGGAAGCUGCCUCUCUCCACCCUGCGAAGAUGAUGGGGAUUACAGCACAGAAAGGCACGCUUGAGUUCGACACGGACGCUGACUUUAUUCUCAUCAACGACAACCUUGAACCCUUGGCCACGUACGUUGCAGGAGAACUGGUGUGGGAGAGCCCUGCUGCACCGUCCCGGGUCGUCUGCAAAGUCAAGGAAUGACCUUGUCAAGCCACUGGAUUAUAGCAUUCAUAUUUCUCCACACUUGUAUUUCGCAGAAAUGUGUUGACAUUUGAAAAUUGGCCUCCAUAUCUUAUCUCUGGUGAUGUGAGACAUCUUAUGGCAAGGUUUUUUCCAUUUUGGGGGCAAGAUUGAUGCAAGAAGGAACAUUAUUUUACAUGUGUGAACACUGUGAAAAAAAGAGGAAGCAGGUAAAUCUAUGGUAUUAGGUGCGUGUUCACUUGAAGUCUGUCAGAUGUCUGUCUUUGUGUGACAUGCUUGAUGAAAGUUGUUUAUAUCUUUAUAUUGCCCUUUGUGUUUGGAUGGUGUAAUUCAUAUCAUGUAGUCAAUAUAUUGCAGAAAGUGCUUUUCAGUUCAAUUACAUGGUAUACAGAUUUGAUGUCAAAACCCUUUUGUCAUGUGGUUUUCUCAAGACCCUUUUGUCAUGUUGUUUUCCAAAAACCCUUUUGUCAUGUUGUUUUCUCAAAACCCUUUUGUCAUGUUGUUUUCCAAAAAUCCUUUUGUCAUGUGGUUUUCCCAAAACCCUUUGUCAUGUGGUUUUCCCAAAACCCUUUUGUCAUGUGGUUUAUCCAAAACCUUUUUGUCAUGGGGUUUUCCCAAAACCCUUUAGUCAUGGGGUUUUCCCAAAACCCUUUUGUCAUGUGGUUUUCCCAAAACCCUUUUGUCAUGUCGUUUUCCCAAAACCCUUUGUCAUGUGGAUUUCCCAAAACCUUUUUGUCAUGGGGUUUUCCCAAAACCCUUUAGUCCUGGGGUUUUCCCAAAACCCUUUUGUCCUGGGGUUUUCCCAAAACCCUUUUGUCAUGUGGUUUUCCCAAAACCCUUUUGUCAUGUUGUUUUCCCAAAACCCUUUUGUCAUGGGGUUUUCCCAAAACCCUUUGUCAUAUGGUUUUCUCAAAACCCUUUUGUCGUGUGGUAUUCUCAAAACCCCUUUGUCAUGUGGCUUUCCCAAAACCCUUUUGUCAUGAGGUUUUCUCAAGACCCUUUUGUCAUGUGGUUUUAUGAAUUGGAUUGUGUGUCAGGACAAUAUUUUCACUGCAGGAAGAGAAUAGUCUUCUCAAGAUGCUACAUUUAUUCCACAUUUAUCAACAUGUAAACAAGACAUGCCUAAGUAUGACACAGAUGAUAUAUGAGUGCCUAUUGGCACCAGAAAUACUCCACAGUUCUAUAUAUCUUUUCAUGCUCAAUUACUUUUCAGAUUUAUACAAUUUUAUCUAUAACAUGUUCUUGAUAAUGUUUGUGCAUCAUUUCUAAGGUAAAAUGUUGUACUUAACAGUAAUCAUAAUCAUAAUAAUCAUAAUUAUUUGGUAAACCUUUGUGAACAUAGUGCAAACUGACAUAUAACCAUUAAUUAUUAGGGUGCAAAAUUAAUGUUAAUGCAACAAUUAAAUUAAUUACAACAAAAAUAUUAAAUUAAAACUUUGUAGUAAAACAACCCAGCUUAUGUCAAUAUCACAAAUAUUGUGUAUGUCCCCAAUGACUUUAAGGCAAUGGAUCCCUUUUGUAUGAAGGUAUGUAGUGUAGCAUUUAAGCAAGCCGGAAGGUCGUAUCUAUGUACCCGGGUACCCAUGCAGAGUAGUGAUAGAGAAUCGUAGGAUCCUGGUGUCCAAUCACAGAGGGGCAGUUGGGUAGCCUAGGGGUUAAAGCGUUCGCUCGUCAAGCCAAAGACCCGGGUUCGAUUCCUGACAUGGGUACAAUGUGUGAAGCCCAUUUCUGGUGUCCCCCGCCGUGAUAUUGCUGGAAUAUUGCUAAAAGUGGCGUAAAACCAUACUCACUCACUCACUCACUCACUCACUCCCUCGCUCGAUAACUCACUCACUCACUCACUCCAUCACUCACUCACUCCAUCACUCCAAUCCAAUCCCAGAAGCCCAAAAACUAUGACCAACUUUACCGGCUCCACCCAUGUGCUUAUGGAUUUCCCUGAAGUGGUAAACAUCUGAGACCUGCAUCACUUUCCUUCAACUUAAAGGCCUUUUCACUUAGCCAUAUUAAACAGAGUUAUUAUCAGUGUACAGAUACUUGAAGGGCUCGACUUGUUUCUCUGGAACUUCCAUGUUAGCUAUUCUAGAUAUCAUAUGGUAUAGGGAUUGUGAUGAUGCGUUGAGGUGAGGUGAAAUGGGUUUCAAUACUGCAUUAAAGUUUAUUACACCUAUGUAGCACGUGUGUGGUUACUAGUACUACUCCAGAUCGAUUUAUACGCGUAUCUAAAUACAUUAUGUCCAGGGCUACAGUCAAACUAUUCCCAAUCGGACAUUGGGUACCUGGGUAGGGUCGCGUAAUAGGUGGGCGGGUACCCGGGUAGUAAAUUUGGACUUGUCCCAGCCCUACUGAGAUCCCAUGCCACACUUUAACACUGAUACAGUAUACUGACUCCGAGGCUGCCAGUCCUUGUUUUAGCCCCUAAUGCCGACUGUCAGGAUGCAUUGUUUGAAAUAAGCUGUUAUCUGUUUUAUAUAUUUUAGUUCAAUGCACACCACCAGCCAAACAAUUAACAUUCAAUAUGUGUGAAUAUGUUGUGCCAAAAGUCUAGAUUUUGUUCUUUUUAUUAUUUAUAAAUACUAUUUUCUCUUUGACUUGGGAAUAUUUUCCAUCCAAUUUGUACCAAAUAUAAUUAUGUUCAGUUUCUACACUGAUCUGAUUAUAAAUGUGGAAAUGUUUAUGAUAUUUCAUCCAAUCUCAUUAAAAUCAGAUCUUAGUUCUUGCUACCGCUAAACAAAGAUCUGAGGACAUCCCAUUACAGGUCACGUCAGACCAACCUUUCGCGAUCUUUGACCGACCAAUGGAAUGACUAACAAGAAGUCGACAAUAGCCAAUCAGAAGGCAACUUAAUCGACUUUUAUGGCACGAGUUUCAAACCUCAGACUGUCAAAAUAGAUGGUCUAUAUUGUAUGAAUACAGUCAUAAAGCCCAUAAUAGUCGUUCGGAAUACACUGUGUUUUUGUUUUUUUGAGGUUGCACUAUCAAAAGUCACAUUCCAACUGUCACAUUCAUGAUCUGAUAAGCGAUGCUCUGAUUGGUCAGUUGAAAGGUCUUUCUGACAUGACCUGCAGUGGGAUGUCCUCAGAUCUUUGUUUAGCGGUAGUGAAAACUAAGAUCUGAUUUUAAUGAGAUUGUAUUUCAUCUCAAGUUUCAAAUUAUGCGUUGUUAUUUAGAAUUAUUUUCCUUAACAGGUCUGUCCUAAACAAACUGAUGAUCUUAAUGCUAUAUAGAUAAAGCAUGUGUCCAGAUUGCUACCUCAGACUGUCAAAAUGUUUAUUGUUUAACUUACUUCAUUUGGUUCAGAAAUCUGUGUAUCAGAACAUUGCUUAGACAUUCUUGGCAUAAUAGUAACUUGAUUCAAUUCAUAUUUUAAGAAUAUGAAUUAUUUCUAAUACUGGUUGUUUUGUGUUAAAAUUAUAUUUGAAGGUGAUGAUUAUUUUUUGCAUCACUUUAAAGUUUGAUUAUAUAUAAUUCUCUAUUUGAUAACUUAUGUUGAUUUAUUUGAUAAAUUGCCAAAGGUUGUUACAAACAGAUGUGACCCUUGAAGAUCUGGGUCAGAAUAGGUCUUCAGCAACCCAUGCUUGCUGACUAACAGGAUCGGGUGGUCAGGCUCGCUGACUUGGUUGAUGCAUGUCAUCGAUCCCAAUUGCGUGGAUCAAUGCUUAUGAUGUCAAUCACUGGAUUGUCUGGUCCAGACUCAAUUAUUUACAGACCGCCAUCAUAUAGCUGGAAUAUUGCUGAGUGCGGCAUAAAACAACAAUCAACUACAAACAGAUGUAUGUAUUAUCAUCUUUUCAGAAUUCAGAUUUAUAUCAUUCCUAAGUAACCUGUCGUCCCGAUAAACAAGUAUGCAAAUUGUUUGAAUAAGAUAUUAUCAACAUGAAAGUGAAUUCCAUCCCCCUCUCUAUCACAGAAUCUUGGUGGGUUCACUUACACCCUGGGUGCAUUCCCCUGCACCCUGGGUGGAUUCACUUGCAUUCCAGGUGCAUUCACCAACACUUAUUUCAUGUUCCCAUGUGUGUUUAGCUUUAAGAAGUUCUGCAAUAUUAAUUUAUUCAUUGAUUUGAACAUAUUGAUUUACAUAUGGUAUUUUAUAUCUUUCAUGCAUAUAAUUGUUGUUGUAGUUUGACCAUGUUCACAUUCAUCAUGCUUCCGCCCUGUCAGCAACAAACUGUUUGUAGCCAGCUGCUUUUGUGCGCGUUCUUGCCAUGCCUAGUUUUCAAUGAUAUUGAAACAUUAGUUUCGUUUCAAAGCACAAAUAUGUUCUGUACAAUCUGUGGUGUUGGAAAACAAUAAUUAGACCAAUUGUCGCUAAUGCCUUUAUUGAAUGACCUUGAAACAUGUGAACACUCUCCACACUUUGACCCGGGGGAACGGGUGGCCCAGUCGUCUAAGGUGCCCCGAUUCGCGUCCCUUGGGCUUGCCAGAAACCUAUGAUUGUGGGUUCGAAUCCCAGUUCGCCCCGAUUGUGUUUCUGGGUUUGUCAGCACCAUACCCGUGCUCGUGGGAUUCGCCAAUGUGGUACACGUCUGAGACUGUAUCACUUCAGGCUUUCCUCCCACAUACAGCUGAUACGCCGCAAUAUAAUUGUAAUACUGUUAAAAGUGGCGUUAAACCCAACUCACUCACUCACUCACUUUGAUCCACUUCAGUUCCAGGUCACUUUGUUUCCUGCUCAUCACCCUUGUCCCAUGAGGCUCGGUCUAAGGGACCACAAUGUGUUGUGCAAUUUGAGUUACAUCCCUUAGCUGCGCCUGGAUCAUGGUCAUGAAUCCCAGGUUGGUCUGUCAGGACAAAAUCAGUGCUUUCAGUUUAGAACAGUUUUUGGCAGAAGUGGUAAACAUUGUUUACCUGUGUCACUAAUGACAUUCUUUGCACAGGAAACUGACACACUAUGAUAGAGCUUAUAUACGGUUCAAAAUAGUGCUAGGCCCAUGUCACAGGUGCUUCCUUGUUUUGUCCAAGCAAUGGUCAAAACACAAACAGCCAUGUUGAUACGAGUUAUGCCCCUCACCUGUCCUCCAGCAGUGUCUGUACAAAGAGGAGAUAUGAUAAGGUCUCUGUAGCAAAUAAGUACUUUUUAGGCAGUGUUUCAGUCAUGAAAAAAUAAUUUAAAGUUUUGUUGAUUUUGAGAAUGCUGAAUGUAGAAUGUGUUAUUUUUUCAUGACAAAGAGUAUAUUUUCAAGUUAUUCUGUCAAUUAUAUAUGGAAUUUUAGAAUGAUAUCUGUGUUGUUUUGUUUGAGUUUUGUUAUUUUAGCAACUAAAUGCAGACCAUCUGACCAACUUCCUACUUGGUAGGAUUGAAAAUAUAUUUCUCAUGAUUAUAUAGGAGUUUGUUUUCUCCACCAAAUAAAGUGUCAUAUGAUCUGUUCAUACUGUUUCCUGAAUCCACAGCAUAUAUUGUUAAUUGUGAAUCUCUAAUGAUUUUCAUCAUGGCAUGUUUUCUAUAUUCUGGUCAGAGGAUUAAAAUCUGUAUGGGGAAA